Messenger RNA from Aspergillus welwitschiae, 2792 nucleotides. It is a transcript of the gene nde1, whose product is annotated as nuclear distribution protein NudE. The transcript is spliced from 2 exons. Bases 416 to 2233 code for a protein of 605 amino acids. The record is from RefSeq and is a predicted model, not a curated record. Gene Ontology annotation, cellular component: kinetochore; centrosome; kinesin complex. Gene Ontology annotation, biological process: microtubule nucleation; establishment of mitotic spindle orientation; vesicle transport along microtubule. Lineage: Eukaryota; Fungi; Ascomycota; Eurotiomycetes; Eurotiales; Aspergillaceae. Gene Ontology annotation, molecular function: microtubule binding.
CUCCCUUCUUCCCCCCUCCCCUCCCCUCCCUCCCCUCUCUCCCCUAUCCCUUUCCCUCUGUGAGGGAUUCAUCUAAGGUAAGUCAAUUUGCUGAGGCCAUUCUGGUCUUGGUAUUCUUUCAGCGAUCUGGUCCUUUUCACCUCCCGCUUCGUCCUGUCUCCUUCCUGGCGUCCACGCCUUCACACCGUCGCAAGCGUUCCCGGCUGCCUGCGACACCGCCUCGGCCCCUCCGACAUCACCACCAGUUCACGCACGGUUGUUCUGACUACCCGCGUGUUCAUGCUCUCGACCCUGGCCUCCCCUUCUCCCAUCCAGACCAUUCUAUAAAUCUCCCCCCCUUCUCCCGGGGUCUCUCUGACGUGGUCCCCUGGAGCGUGCGUUCCGAUCGCCGGUUUCGUCUGCUGGUGCCGCAAUCAUGCCAUCGGCCGACGCUUCUUCGUCCGCCCGCCCCAACGGGACCAGCUCGCGGUCUGAUCAGCUCGCUUACUACAAGGCGCAAUAUGAACAGCUAGAAGCCGAACUGGCGGAGUUCCAGGCUUCCAGCCGGGAACUGGAAGCAGAGCUGGAGAAGGAUAUCGAGGCGUCAGAGAAGCGGGAGCGGGUGUUGAAGGAGAAACUGGAAAACCUGAGAUACGAGGUCGACGAAUGGAAGUCCAAAUUCAAGCAGUCCAAAUCGGAGGCCAACACGGCCCAGAAUUCGCUGCAGAAGGAAAUCACAACCUUGCGAGAUGCCAACCGAACCCUGCAGUUGAGACUACGUGAUACUGAAGUUGCGAACGAUGAUUAUGAGCGUCAGGCCCGCCACACCACUUCGUCCCUGGAGGAUAUGGAGCAGAAAUAUAACAUGGCCAUUGAGCGCAGCGUCCUGUUGGAAGACGAGGUGAAGGCCGGAGAGAAAGAGCGCGAGGCUCUCCGCAUUCAAUGCCAGCGUCUUCGGGAUGAACUAUCGGAGCAGAAACUCGACAACGAAAUUCUUCAGGAGAAGCUUCGUCAUGAGCAGUACGGCGGUCGGCGCAAGAAGCCAACGCCUUUGUCCCGCACGGCAUCGUCAACACCGCAGGCCCCCGAGAUUUUCGAUCGCUCCCCGGGCACGUCCGCUGUGUCAUCUCCCCUAUUUGUUCGUACGCCGAUGAAGUCCUCGUUGAUGGGUGUUACUGCAGCUCCUCCAUCGCCACCAAUGUCCGAGACGUCGGUCAGUGUGACCAACAUGAUGGCCAACAUGCGCAAGACAGUUCAUGCUACUGCUGGAUUUCCGCUCCAGAAAGCGUCAGGAUCCGAGUCUCUCAUGGGCUCCCGAUCGAUGUAUGACGCCAGACCCAAUAAGUCUUCCCGAUCUCGCACCACUGGCAAUGCAAGCAACAAUACCCGUUCUUCCGCAUCCACGGCCACGUCCCGCAUUAGCUUGACGAAGCCCGCCAAUUUUGGCAAUUCGAUCAGCUCGAUCAAUUCUCCGCGAAGCGAGAAUGAUAACCAACAGAGUAAUCUGCCCAAAUCGGGUUCGUUGUUCCAGAUUCGGGGCCUCAUCGGCAAGAUGCAGCAGCUGGAAGAAAGAGUCCAGUCAGCCAAAUCCAAGCUGCCUCCCCCGUCCGACUCGCCGUCUCGCACCUCUUCGCGUUCCGGAUCGAUCUCCGUGAAUGGGGGAAGUCCCGUUGCUUCCACCAUCACUAUGCGCCGAAACUCGCGCAAGCGGUUGAGUGGUAGCAGUUUCAGUUCGUCGAUCCGGGAUAAUGAUGGCACGGCAUCAUCUGUCUCCAACAAUCGACCAUCCUUUGGCACCCGCAAUGGAGGCGACAGCCGACCUAGCAGCCGUACUAGCUACUCCAGUGCCUUCAGCCAAAGUACACACCCAAGCAUCGCGCCGUCGACACGCCCAGAGAGCCGCCAGAGCCGGACUAAGACUCCUUUGGGACAUUAUUCGACGAACCCUACCACGGAGAGCCGGCGGCCGCGGUCGUCGCUGAGCAAUCCGUCGGGGCAGAAUGGCUCGGUGAACGGCAUGUCCAACAUCGAUGAAGAUGAGGACCAAAGCCUAGCGUUCCGCUUGUCCGUUCAAGCCAAGAUUAGCGAAGCCCGCGAGACCCGCUUCCCGCCAUACUCUACGGCGACUCUGCCGAAAAGACGGACACCCAGCGGCAUCCCGGCGCCACGCACCUUGCGAACCAGCACUGGCGGAGGCAUGGCAUCCCCAGACCCGAAGGCCACCAAGGUUGGCGACCUCGGCGAGACAUUUUAAGCUUCUUCUUGUUCUUUCCCUUGUUCUUCUUUCAAAUACCCCUCUUUUAUCCCCGAACGGCAAUUGAUUUCAAGGGGGUUUAUGAUGUUCACGGCCGGUACGCAGGUUAUUUUGAUUCGCUUCUUUAUUCCCCUUUAACCCUUGUCAUCCCUCUUUUGCAUCAUUCUCAUUUUCUCCUAUUCAUUGAUUCCCUUCGACAUUGUUCCAUUUACAUCGACUACCCCUGGCACGUUUUUUUUUUUUGAAAGAAUGCCCCACCUAGAGGGGGUCCAGAUCAUUUGGCGGACUUGUUUAGACAGGUUCAUAGACAUCUGCUUUAUCAAACUUAUCGGAAGGUGGCAUCCCAUUUGUGUUGGGAUGGCCUUCGAGUCUGUACAGUCAGUGGCGGCGGAGUUGGAAUUGUGACCGGUUGACUGGCGCAUGGAAGGUUCUUCUAGCCGGGAGGCUUGUCCUCCAACGGCGUCCAAGCUGUGUCUCAGCACCUGAUUUCUUUGAUGUUAUUCUGUUGCUGUGUAUUGAGAGAGUUGCCUAGGCGUUAGGUAAAUACCCAGUGACUUGG